AUGCAUUCCACGACUGAUCUUGACUGGAAGACUCACCGAAAAGAUGCAUUUAAUGUAACGUUCUCUGGUCAGAAGCCUGUUACGGAUGAAAAACUUCCGCCCAGCCCAACUGAACAGAUGCCGUUGCACUCGAGAGCUUUGAAUGUGACCAGUUGGAUAGAUCGAAGGCGUCAAACCGUGCGUCGUCGGCUCCACCAAUCAGGAGGCCGCAGCCAAUUGAAUCGAUCGAUACAGCCGGUCUCGCCUGUGCACAAUUUGUUGUCCUUACGAAUGUGCCUCUUUUCGGCUACCCACGCCCUACUACUCGUGCAUGCACUACUUGUGCGUGCGCGACUGCACCAUCAAGCUGCCCCUACGCACACACGCACAUAUGCAUGCCGACUUUUGGGCAUUUGGUGCUAG
Messenger RNA from Protopolystoma xenopodis, 402 nucleotides. Lineage: Eukaryota; Metazoa; Platyhelminthes; Monogenea; Polystomatidea; Polystomatidae. The record is from the annotation of a GenBank genome assembly.